Aspergillus ibericus CBS 121593 is the source of this 930-nucleotide messenger RNA. RefSeq names its product phosphoadenylyl-sulfate reductase (thioredoxin) (gene met16). The transcript is spliced from 2 exons. Gene Ontology annotation, cellular component: cytoplasm. Lineage: Eukaryota; Fungi; Ascomycota; Eurotiomycetes; Eurotiales; Aspergillaceae. Gene Ontology annotation, molecular function: phosphoadenylyl-sulfate reductase (thioredoxin) activity. The record is from RefSeq and is a predicted model, not a curated record. Bases 1 to 930 code for a protein of 309 amino acids.
AUGCCUGCGAAGACUUCUGAGAACUACCCCUCCGGCUUUGAGGCCGUCGACUCUCGAGACAACGCCACGGACUCUGGCUAUGUCAGUGGCGGCUCUAGUGAUGACUACCUUCCAGAGAUUGUCUUCACCAAGCCGCACUUGAAGUUCCUCAACAGACAGCUGCAGUUCCUCGAGCCUCAAGACGUCCUGAGAUGGUGUGUCACCUCUCUCCCUCACCUCUACCAGACCACCGCUUUCGGUCUCACGGGUCUGGUGACCCUGGAUAUGCUCUCCAAGCUGGACGUGCCCCGUCCUCAGAUGGUUGAUCUCAUCUUCCUCGACACCUGCCACCACUUCCCCGAGACCCUGGCUCUGGUCGACCGCGUCCGUCAGAAGUAUCCCCUGGUCAACAUCCACGUCUUCAAGCCUCAGGGUGUUGAGACUGAGGAAGAAUUUGCGAAGAAGUACGGUUCCCGUCUUUGGGAGAGUGAUGACCAGUUCUACGACUGGACGGCCAAGGUUGAGCCCGCCCAGCGUGCCUACCGUGAACUCAACGUCCAUGCCGUCCUCACUGGCCGUCGCCGCAGCCAGGGUGGCAAGCGUGGUGACCUGGAUGUCAUCGAGGUCGACGAAGCCGGCCUCAUCAAGAUCAACCCUCUCGCCAACUGGUCCUUUGAGCAGGUCAAGCAAUACGUCAAGGACAACGAUGUUCCCUACAAUGAGUUGCUUGACCGUGGCUACAAGAGCAUUGGCGACUACCACUCCACCCAGCCGGUCAAGGAGAACGAGGAUGAGCGGUCGGGUCGCUGGAAGGGCCAACAGAAGACUGAGUGCGGUAUCCACAACCCUCGGUCCAAGUAUGCCCAGUUCCUGAUGGAAAUGGAGCGUAAGCGUCAGGAGGAGGCCCUAUCGCAGGCGCUCCAGUCAUCGCUCACGACUACCGCUCAGUAA